AUGCCUCUUCCAGUCUCACAUGCGAAAGUUGACCACGUUGAUGCCCUCACCGGGCGCCUCGCAGCAGUCGAACUGAAAGAAGAAGAAGAAGCAAGGAAUACAAGAGGCUUCAACCCAUUCGCACCUUACCUCGAGCAAGGCUUGCCCCGUUUUGUGGAACACUUGACUCGAGAAAUAAUUCCAGAAAGACUCAGCAGUUUGCGACAAACUCGUCAACUCCUGGUGGACGAAUCUUGCCCGCUCUACCGGGCCGGACGGGAAUUCCAGGUAAAACAUGGGAUCUCGGAGGCAAGCUUUCAGAAUUGGAAAGAAUUGCUGUGUGGAUGGCUGGACUUCCCAGUGAUUCUGUUACUCAACCCCAGUCCAUUUGAUGUACUGGGGUAUGAGCAAAUGGUUCAGCAAUCGCCAACGCUGGGGUGGUUGGAGAAAAACCUCGAGGUAUUGAAGCUUAAACUACACGACGUGAUCGUAAUGGAUACGUUUCCAAUGGUCACAGAUAAAUUGCUGGGGUCAAAACGGUUCGCAGAAGAUUUGGCUGAGUUGGUGACAGACUCGUUCGAGCUUACGUGGACGUGCCUACGGUACAUCCACCCGCAAAUUGUUAUUUCGUGCCAAUGCAGCAGCAAAGUCAGGAACGACAAAUGGGGAUCUUCUGGGGACCUUAGGGCGGAGGAGCUGUCUUCUUCGGAAGCCGGUGCGCGACAGGAACUGGUCAAGAUGAUGGAUGUCGACGGGCAUCAGAUGUUCGUGGUGCAAGGAGUUCACCCACAAUACGUGAUGCAGCAUAAUCAGAUGAUGGAAGAGGUGCUGAAGAAGUUGUUCACGAAAGUUCUGGGACCAUUCGGGCGGUGGAAAGAGCGGCGGCUGGCCGAACGGAGGGAGGCGGCCCGGGCGGAGGUUAUCCUGGGGAAGGAAAGCGUUAGGGAUGGGAUGAAAUCGUUGAUGAAGCAGAUGCAGUUGUUUAAUCAGAUCUGUAGGCAGGAGGGUAGAAACAGGGCCGAAUUAUCGGAUGCAGCGAAGAGGGUGGAGGAAUGGCGGAAGCAGAUAGAGGGUUGGUUGGAUGAGAUGGACGACUGA
Messenger RNA from Aspergillus luchuensis, 1077 nucleotides. RefSeq lists its product as uncharacterized. The transcript has a single exon. The record is from RefSeq and is a predicted model, not a curated record. Lineage: Eukaryota; Fungi; Ascomycota; Eurotiomycetes; Eurotiales; Aspergillaceae. The coding region runs from base 1 to 1077 and encodes 358 amino acids.